GACGGUCACGCUGUUUCCCAAUAAAGACUGUUCCUAUUGGAGGUUUGUUUAUUUUGGUGAAAUGCGACUCAACGAGCAUACGAAAUUAGUUGGCCAGCGGGUGAUUUUGGUGCCCUACGAGGCUCGCCAUGUGCCCAAAUAUCACGAAUGGAUGAGUUGCCCGACAUUGCGUAACUUAACGGCAUCAGAUGAACUCACUUUAAGUGAAGAAUAUGAUAUGCAACGAAGUUGGCGAGAGGAUAACGACAAGCUCACUUUUAUUGUGCUCUGUGCUGAAACUUAUGCUAACACAAAUGAUGAAAUUGCUGCCAUGGUCGGUGAUACUAAUCUCUUCCUGCGCUAUGACGACGACGAAGAGGAGGGUAACCAAUAUGUGGCCGAAGCUGAGAUCAUGAUAGCAGCGACAGAGGCGCGUGGUAAGGGUUACGGACGGGAAGCAAUGCUGCUCAUGUUAAAGUACGCACAGAACCAUUUAAGUGUGACCAAAUUCGAAGCAAAGAUUGACAUGGACAAUCAAAUAUCGUUGCGCUUAUUUGAAAGCUUUCAAUUUGUUGAAGUCCGUCGGGUAGAAGUCUUCCACGAAGUGACCUUGGAGCGCAAGGUGACGCCAGAUUGGUUGACAUGGCUAGAUCAACAAGUUGAUAUCAAAAGCGAAACUUACAAGUAAUU
Molecule: messenger RNA, 669 nt
Organism: Drosophila sulfurigaster albostrigata
Lineage: Eukaryota; Metazoa; Arthropoda; Insecta; Diptera; Drosophilidae
Product: alpha/beta-tubulin-N-acetyltransferase 9
Exons: 1
Coding region: 62-667 (201 amino acids)
Biological process (GO): protein acetylation
Molecular function (GO): N-acetyltransferase activity
Source: RefSeq, a predicted model, not a curated record